This is a messenger RNA of Xiphophorus maculatus (southern platyfish), 4925 nucleotides long. RefSeq names its product neurexophilin and PC-esterase domain family member 3 (gene nxpe3). The coding region runs from base 206 to 1936 and encodes 576 amino acids. The record is from RefSeq and is a predicted model, not a curated record. NCBI's taxonomy places the organism in Eukaryota, Metazoa, Chordata, Actinopteri, Cyprinodontiformes, Poeciliidae. The transcript is spliced from 6 exons.
AGCUCAGCAGCCAUCUUCGGCACCGUUAACAGUGAUUCUGCCUUUCAUGUCCGGAUGUUUUUCUCUCUCCUGGCCUUAAUUCUCCAUUUCUCCAUCGGUUCGACGUCAUUCUAACAUAGCUGAUAAGUAAAAUCAUGCCAUCAUAGCUGUGGUGACGCGUGGAAAAAGAACAGGGCCUGAUCAUGAGAGACAAAAAGGAGACACCAUGUACCAAAAUCUGUCCAAGUAUGCCUUGCUUUUCCUCUUUCUGUCGCUGUCGGGAUUCAUCUUCCUGUUGCGCAACAUCCACACUCUGGAGAGUUGGAACUGCCACGCAAUCUCAGCCUUUUACCAGUUUCAGACCAGGAUCCACUCGUCUCUCGUGUCAGUGAACCUCCCAACAUACAAUCAGAACCUCACCUUCUGUGCCCAUCUGGGCCAGAAACCAUCUCCUGAGGAUAAACUUGAAGAGCACUACUUGUUGGACUCAAUAGCGUGGCCUGGCCCUCCAGCUCGUUUUGCUCCACUCAGCCUACGCCAGACAAGCGACCCUGUUCACAGCCUCUUCACCAUCCUUCCCAAUAAGGAAAGAAGAGAGUGGCGCAUUGGGGACCAGCUGGAGGCUCUGGUCCAAAUGCAUGACUAUCAGGGUCGUCCUAAGCGUUAUGGCGGGGACUUCCUCCUUGCCAGGCUGCAUUCUCCAGAGCUCGGAGCCGGUGUAGCUGGGACGGUGGUAGACCACAGGAAUGGAAUUUAUUCUGCUCUGUUCCCGCUGCUCUGGGUCGGGGCCGCCCAGGUCGAGAUUACGCUUGUGCACUCCAGCGAGGCAGUCGCUGUGCUGAAACACUUGAGGGAGCAUCGGCCCGAUCGGGUUUUCUUCAAGAGCCUGUUCCGCUUGGGCUUCUUGUCAGAAACGACAGUGUGUAACAUGUGCUUACCCUCCGACCAGCAUCCUCUGUGCAACUAUACAGACCUCUACACGGGCGAACCCUGGUACUGCUACAAGCCCAAGAUGCUCGGCUGUGACACCAGAAUCAACCACGCCAAAGGGGGAUAUUUAAAACACCUCCUGACCAACCAGGAGGCUCUGCUCUUCCAGAGUGGUGUAAACAUCAAAGUUCAAAUACACACCUCAGGAAAAGACAGAAUCAACGUGCUGCCACCUGAAGCAGAUGACGUUGAGAAGGAAAGCAGCUCUGUAAAAACAGACCCGGUUAAGCCCAAGCCUUCUGGAUAUUAUCUAAAAGACUCAUGGAGGCCGUUAGGAGGGACCGUAAUGCGUCACUUCAAUGAAUCGGCGGCAAUCACUCAGUGUUUGAGGAACAGGGUGAUCAACAUGUACGGAGACUCAACUGUUCGACAGUGGUUCGAGUACCUCAUUACUUUGGUCCCAGAAAUGAAGGAGAUAAAUCUACACAGUCCUAAAAAUGUGGGGCCCUUCAUGGCCGUGGACACAACCCAUAACAUUCUGCUAAAGUACCGCUGCCACGGCCCGCCCAUCCGCUUUUCCACUGUCCUGUCCAGCGAGUUGCGCUACAUUUUCAAUGAACUGGACGGCCUUUCCGGAGGCCCCAACACCGUGGUGGUCCUCAGCAUCUGGGCCCACUUCAGCACCUUCCCCGUGGAGGUGUACAUCCGGCGCCUGCGGCACAUUCGGCGAGCGCUGUUGAGAUUGCUGGGCCGGGCGCCGGAGACACUGGUGGUAAUCCGGUCGGCCAACCUCCAAGCCCUGGAUGAGGAGGUGAGCCUGUACAACAGCGACUGGUACUCCCUGCAGCUGGACACGGUGCUUAAGGCCAUGUUCAGAGGCAUGGAUGUUCUCAUGGUGGACGCCUGGGAAAUGAGUUUGGCUCAUCACCUCCCUCACGCCCUCCAUCCUCCUCGGGCCAUCGUGCAGAACAUGAUAGACAUGCUUCUGUCUUACGUCUGCCCAGUGACAAAGUCAAGGACAAAGUAGAAGCUGCGACGUUUGGUGAAAUAAUCUGUUGUCGGAGGGAACGGGAAUCCAUAUGUCAACUAUACGGAUCUGAACAGCUUUUCUUCUGUUCUGCUUCUUAGAGCUACCGUCCCAAAUUUUAUCGUGUUUAGGAACACGAUAUAUUUAUCAUGUUCCUUGCUGUACAUCAUUUAUUCCAGGAAUGCCAAAGACUCUGGCAGAAUCAUUUCUUCAUGCCUCUUUAAUAUGACAGGCUGAGGCAGGAAAAACAUGUCUUAUCUUUUGUAUUCAUCCCUUCAUCACAAACACUAUUCCUCCUGAAUGCUACAAAAGGAAAAUUUGGACAAAAUGUACCUUAGAAUCAAAUAUGAAUUAAUUAUUGUAAAACAUUACAAAUCUGUACCAAUUUAAAUAGUUAAAUGUUUCUGGUUGCCAUGUUUUGACGCAGCCACCUGAGUAAGCACAAAAUUCAUGUUUGAAAUGAUAGUUUAAGAAGACUAUCCACAACAGUGUUGCCUUAUGUGGAAAAGCCUUGCUAGUGUUUUUUGGAGCAUUGUCCUUCUGUGCAGUCCAGGUUUGCUUAAGGUGAACGUCACAAACUGGUGGUCAGACAUUUUCACUCAGACGUUUCUGUUAGAAGGCGUUAGAGUCAUCGUAGAGACUUGUUGUUUUUCUUGUAAGGCUUUUUGUUUUAUGCGAGGGGUAGCAAGAUGAACACUUUUCACUUUUCUCUUGUCAAUCCACAGAGUAUUUUCCCUCAAUGAAACUUCAAUUCAUCAAGAUGUUUUUGGGGCCAGUGUAAGAGAGGCAUUCGUCUUCUUUUUGGUUAGCAGGCAUUUUGUUUGCCUGAGAACUUUUCAAUGUUUGCCUUUUUUUUAAUACAAUUAGUCACAAGAGUGCCUGGUGACUAAUUCUGUCCAAAGAGAGCUCCUCAUAUGGUGUUGUUUUUCUUUUGUUUUUGGCUACUCCUCCCAAGGGCUUAGGGACUAUUGUCACCACUGAUAGAUAAAAGCAGCUUUGGAUAGAUGUUUUUCUCUAGCAGAAAACUGCUCUACUUAUUCACUGAGUUUAUGUCACUGGUAUUAUUUUAGCAUUUAGGUGUGACAAACAAGGAGAAUCAGAAGAAAUCUGUAAGACAAGCAAAUACAUUCUCACAGCAAUGUAGAUGUUUAUUCUGUAGUACCAAUCAAUUAUAUCCACCUUUAGACUCCAUGUGUACCUCCUGUUUUUAACAGGGAAAUUGUUUGUCUGAAGCAACCGAGCCUUAUAAAUCUUUGCAUUUUUCAUAAAGUUAGCUGAAAAAUAUUAUAAAACAAGCUUUUUUAUUAUUAUUUUUGAGUGUAACAUGUUUACAAACGUAUUAACUCUCAUUAUGUUUUCUUUAAUAGCAUUUCACUCCUCAGUAUGAGAAAAUGUAAAGUGAAUCAAAUUUAUACAGAUUUCUGAUCAAAGAUUUGCCUCAAGAGCAUGUUAGAAUUUGCACAACAGUUAGUUUCAUCAUUGACUAUUGAUUUAGGUGAGAAAUAAUCAUUGCUGGCUCGUGUUGGAAUACAUGAAAAGUUAUGGAAUAUUUCUGAAGUGAUUUCCAGGUGAGGAUAAUUAUCUAGGAUGUUUUCCUUGUUAAAGAAAUGUGAAACUCUGUGAGCUAUCAGUAUUUUAAAAAAAUAUAAUGAAAGUAAAUGCACUUUUAAAGAGAAACUUUUACUUAUCUUGUAAUUUAGUACAUGGAAUAACCAAGGCUACUAUAUUUUUUUGGGAAUUUGGGGGAUUUUUAAUUCUGUGGCAUCUCACCACCUAAAGAUAUCAAAAAUACCAUGUGUGCCACUAGAUACAUACAAUCCAAAUCUAUCAGCAAAGACCCAAUAAUGUUACUUAAUCUCAUGCUACCCUAUGCUGACACUUUGUCUGUACCGAUGAAGAUGAACUCUCCUCGGCAUGUAGAAUGCUUGGAGUGGCUGACACAUUAGGAGAGUCGGACCUAGUUUUAAACUCGUUCUGCUAAUUAUUUAGCCAUUUGAGGGACAUUCAGACUAGAGUAUUAAACCAAAAUCAGCCCAAGAUGGUCAGACAAAGAAAUGGAAAGAAAGUUUACUCUGUUUGCUCUUAUGCAGGCUUAUGCUGUAAAUUUUGCAAUCUUCAUCCCAAAAUACAUACAAACAUUUUCACAUUUUGUCAAAUACAACAUAUUUAACAAAAUGAGUUCAGUUUUUCCACUCACAUUUAAUACUCGCAUUUAACGAGCAGACACGCUUCCACUUUAAUCAAAGAUUAAAUGAUAUUAUAUUUAAGCUUCUUUAAUGGGACAAAAGAAGCCAUUAGCUAAUAUGGCUUCUUUUAUUCCAUUAAAGAAGCUAAUUACUUCUUUAAUGGGAUAAAUCCUUGACAAACGCUCGUAAUGAUGAGUUACAAUGAGCACUGGACAGCAAAUAGCUUUUUCUGAACUUACUUUUAAAACUCUUAGAAAUGGAGUUCAGGCAGGACCACGUUAUUUGCUGUAAGGUGAAACAAGCAGGUGUUUUAGAGUCGGAAAAAGAUGUUUACUGACCAACGUUAUGGUGGCGACGACGGCAGUUGGAGUUGGCCCUGCAAUCAGUGGGUCACUAGUUUGAUGUCUGGUUCUGUCCUUGGGCAAGUCGCUACACCCACCUUCCCUGCUGGCGUUGAUCAGCAGGGCAGAUGGCACAAUAUAGCAGCCUUGCUUCUGUCAGACUGCUGCAGGGCAGCUGUGGCUACAAUCUAGUAGCUGACCAUCAGUGUGUGAAUGAAUGGAAAUGACUGAUCUCAUUGUAAAGCAUCUUUUAGAGACCUGGAAAGCUCUAUAUAGGUCCGAUUUUAUUUCUUACUUCCUCUUAGGAAAUCAAGUUAUUUGAGCAUCAACGCAAUGUUUUAUCCUCAGACCUUUAAAUAAUGUUUCGUGCAAAUCAGAAUUUCUUUGAUAUAAGUUUGCCAAGACUGUUAAUUUCCCCUUACUGUUGCUUAUAAUUUUUUAAAUAAAGCAUUUUAUAUUUAA